Archocentrus centrarchus (flier cichlid) is the source of this 3688-nucleotide messenger RNA. RefSeq names its product adaptor related protein complex 1 subunit gamma 2 (gene ap1g2). The transcript has 22 exons. NCBI's taxonomy places the organism in Eukaryota, Metazoa, Chordata, Actinopteri, Cichliformes, Cichlidae. The record is from RefSeq and is a predicted model, not a curated record. Gene Ontology annotation, cellular component: AP-1 adaptor complex; membrane coat; Golgi apparatus. Gene Ontology annotation, biological process: intracellular protein transport; vesicle-mediated transport. The coding region runs from base 143 to 2521 and encodes 792 amino acids.
CUGAGUGCUAACCUCUGCUCACGCUAACUAGAUGGAGACAGUAAUUGGGUUUCCAGUCAACUGAGUGCCGACGUGUGUUGGUGGGGCGUCGGUUGAACGGCUGUACUUUUCACAAACUGGCAGCUCUGUUAACUGUAGAGCCAUGUCUCCAUCAGUCCCCCUGCAGGAAAUGAUCCGGGCCAUUAGGUCAGCCAGGACGCAGUGUGAGGAGCGGGGGGUCAUUCAGAGGGAGUGCGCAACCAUCCGGGCACAGUUCAGACAAGCCGACAACGAAGGGCGAUCGCACAACCUGGCCAAACUGCUCUACGUGCACAUGUUGGGUUACCCAGCUCACUUUGGUCAGAUGGAAUGUGUUCGGAUGAUUGCCAGCCCGCGCUACAGUGAGAAGCGUGUAGGAUACCUGGGAGCGAUGAUGCUGCUGGAUGAGAAGCAGGAUGCCAGCCUGCUCAUCACCAACUCCAUUAAAAAUGACCUGGCUAACAGUAACCAGUAUGUGCAGUCUCUGGCUCUCUGCACACUAGCCUGUAUGGGGUCAGCUGAGAUGUGCAGGGAUCUGGCACCAGAGAUUAACAGGCUGCUACGAGCCUCCAACUCCUACAUUAAAAAGAAGGCUGCUUUGUGUGCUGUUCACAUUGUGAGAAAAGUCCAGGAUCUGGGAGAGCUCUUUGCCCCCUCAGCUCGUUGCCUGCUCACUGAGAAGAACCACGGUGUGUUACAUGGGGCUGUGGUGCUCAUCACUGAGCUGUGCGAGUGUAACCCAGAAUCACUUGAGCGUUUCAGGAAGACCGUACCAGAUCUGGUUCAGAUCAUGAAAGGUCUCGUUAUUUCGGGUUAUUCUCCAGACCAUGAUGUGGCCGGAAUCAGCGAUCCCUUCCUGCAGGUACGCAUCUUGAGGUUGCUGAGAAUCCUCGGUCACAACAAUGAAGCAGCGAGUGACGCCAUGAACGACCUGCUAGCUCAGGUGGCGACUAACACAGACAGCACAAAGACUGUGGGCAAUGCUGUGUUGUAUGAGACUGUUCUCACUGUGCUAGACAUCAAGUCAGAGAGCGGCCUCAGAGUUCUGGCUGUGAACAUCCUGGGAAGAUUUCUCCUGAACAACGACAGGAACAUUCGGUAUAUCGCCAUGAUCUCUCUUCAAAAGAUUGUUGGGACAGACCAUAAUGCAGUGCAGCGCCACCGUGGGACUAUAGUAGACUGCCUGAAGGACCAGGAUGCUUCUGUCAAGCGCCGUGCGUUGGAGCUUUCUUUGGCUCUGGUGUCAGCCUCCAACAUCCGCUCUAUGAUGAAGGAGCUGCUCAGCUUCCUCUCCUCCUGCCCCCCCGAGCUCAGGUCUCAAACUGCCAGUGGUAUAUUCAUUGCUGCUGAAAGGUAUGCUCCCUCCCAGCGCUGGCACAUUGACACCAUCCUGCAUGUCCUCACCACGGCAGGGGGCGAUGUGAGAGACGAAACGGUGCCCAACCUGAUUCAGCUCAUCACCAACACCUCGGAGCUGCACUGUUACACCGUUCACAAACUAUACCGGGCUCUGCACAACGACAUCUCUCAGCAACCUCUGGUCCAGGUGGCGUGCUGGUGUAUAGGAGAGUAUGGAGACCUGCUGCUGAGAGGAGAGUGUCAGGAGAUGGAACCUGUGCAGGUCACAGAGGACGACGUCCUGGAUGUCCUGGAAGUGGUCCUGCAGUCCCACAUGUCGUCCCCGUCAACGCGAGGCUUUGCUCUCACCGCCACGAUGAAACUCAGCACACGCAUCACUGAGAACGUGGAUCGAAUCAGAAGCAUCGUCAGCAUCUACGGCAGCUGUAUAGAUGUGGAGCUCCAGCAGAGGGCAGUUGAAUACAAUGCUCUCUUCAAAAAAUAUGACCAUAUGAGGGCAGCAGUGCUGGAGAGGAUGCCUGUGAUUGAAAAGAACUCUCAGGGUCACACCAACGGGGACUCGACAGGGGAGACUGUCAAGGAGAAUCUAGCAGUCAAAGUCAAACAGGCAGAGCCACAGCAGGCUGCUAACCAGGUGUGUGAUCUCUUGGACCUGCUGGGUGGCUCUGAGCCGCCUCUGCAGUCCAGCCCGGCUUUGGGCAGCACAGCACCUCUGCCCAUCGGCACAGCUGGCACUGCUGGAGGAGACCUCCUGGAUCUGCUGGGAGGGUUGGAGCCCACUGCCAUUAUGCCAGCUCCCACAGUGAGUGUGUAUGACAAAGACGGCGUGACUGUAACACUAAGUUGUGAGAAACAGUCCGAUUCAGGCCUGAGCAUCACACUCACCGCCUCCAACUCCACUGACUCAGACAUCAGAGGCUUCACCCUGCAAGCUGCAGUGCCCAAGAGUGUCCAGUUACACAUGAAGGCCCCCAGCGGGGACUCUCUUCCUGCAAGAGGCGCCGCUAAAGUGACCCAGAUGGUGGUCCUCAACAACCCAAAUAAGGUCAAUCUUAAAAUGAGGCUUCGCAUCUCUUACACCAGCCAAGGAUCAGCUGUUCAGGAUACAGUCCAGGUCGACUCUUUCCCCGGACUCGGUCACUGAUAUCAGCCCGUCAGUCCAACAGGAUUGUGACACCGGUCUGCGGAUGACUCAGCAAGCGUUGCCUGUCUGACUCAGCCUUUCUGUUGUCACACCCUACACACUGCUGGUCCUCAGAUAGCUUGAUCUGUUGUUUCUAUGUCUAAGAAACACUGUUCUCUCAGAAGAAACCACAGUCUCGUUCAUGGAGUUGCAUCUGUCCAUUCCUCGCGAAUGGAGACAUUAAUGUGAUUAAUGGAGUGGACUCUGGAAUAUGCAGGUAUAAUGUGGAAAAACAUACUUUUUUGAAGGAGGGUUGUGUUAACAACUGUCCAUCAGGGUUUUUUGUUUUUGUUUACAAGCUGUUAAAGCUGAUUGUAUUCAGUGUUUCACUCCACAGUAAUGUAAACUUUCAGGGGCUUCUGUCAGUCAGCCACCAGAUCAACUCCACCCACCCAGCAGUUUAUGCAUGCUUUUAAUACAUUUGUCUUUACACUGUUUGAGAGGAGGCAAACACUAAUUAAUGAGCUACUACAACUAAUUUAUUCUAUCUAAUACACAUCCAUUAGGAAACAAAAAAAUGAAAUUUGGAUGAAAGGAAUAUUUUAAAACACCUAAUGUGCUGCACUCAUGUAAAUCCCUUCUUUUUUUCUUCAUUAUUCACCUGAACAGCAGUGUCCAUGUCCUGAACCAUUCCUGUGCCUUUCAUCCUCUCUUAAAAAUGUAAUAUUUAGCUUUGGAGGCCAAGAUUAUUUAACUCUUGAGUUGUUUUGUUUGUUUUUUUUUAAUCACUCCCAUACAAGGAAAACUUGAUUUCCCUGACUGCUGUCCCUUGUCUGUUUUACCUAAAUGAGUUAUUUUCUGAUGCAAAUAUAUAGUGAUGCAAGAAUGAGCAUGAUGCUGUCUAUAAAAUGUAUAUUUUAGAUAUUCAAAGUAUAAGCACAAGAGUUUUAUGACUGUAAACAAAGCCAGCAUAUGACCCUGUUCAUUUGAUAACGCAUCGUAACCUCUUUUAAAGCCACUCUGUGUACUGGAUGUCAGCGACGGUGCUCUACAUGGAUUUCACUGGAGUCCUUACCAGACUGUUUCAUAUCAUCAAGUUAGCUAAAUCAUAGUGACAGAAGGAAUCAUUGUUUGGAUUGUCUUUGAAUCUUAAACCUUAUGUCAUUUUCUAAUUAAAGAAAGUUUUCA